UAUCUCUUAAGUAUUAUGUGUAAUGUUAAUGUAAUAACCUUAAAAUUUUUCUUCUCAGGCAAACACAGGAAGCAUCCUGGAGGACGUGGUAAUGCUGGUGGUUUGCACCAUCACAGGAUUAACUUUGAUAAAUAUCACCCUGGUUACUUUGGGAAGGUAGGCAUGAGACACUACCACCUGAAGAGAAACCAGAAGUUCUGUCCCACUGUCAACCUGGACAAGCUGUGGACGCUGGUCAGCGAGCAGACGCGGCUCAACUACGCCAAGAACGAGGCCGGCCUGGCCCCGGUCAUCGACGUGGUGCGCUCGGGCUACUACAAAGUGCUGGGCAAGGGGAAGCUGCCCAAGCAGCCUGUCAUUGUGAAAGCAAAGUUCUUCAGCAGAAGAGCAGAGGAGAAGAUCAAAGAAGUUGGUGGUGCCUGUGUGCUAGUGGCAUAAAAGUUUUUGUUUUAUUCAAAAUUUUUGAAUAAACAAUGCAUAAAAUCAGCUCAUUUACAGAA
This is a messenger RNA of Ficedula albicollis (Collared flycatcher), 500 nucleotides long. RefSeq names its product ribosomal protein L27a (gene RPL27A). Gene Ontology annotation, cellular component: cytosolic large ribosomal subunit; ribosome. NCBI's taxonomy places the organism in Eukaryota, Metazoa, Chordata, Aves, Passeriformes, Muscicapidae. The transcript has 3 exons. Gene Ontology annotation, biological process: translation. Gene Ontology annotation, molecular function: structural constituent of ribosome. The record is from RefSeq and is a predicted model, not a curated record. The coding region runs from base 16 to 438 and encodes 140 amino acids.